AUGGCCUGUUUCCUUCCAGGGUGGCCGUUUGGGAGCCUGGUUUGCAAGAUGAGCGGGAUGGUCCAAGGAAUCUCCGUGUCUGCCUCCGUCUUCACGCUAGUUGCCAUUGCCGUGGAUAGGUUUCGCUGCAUCGUUUACCCGUUUAAGCAGAAGCUCACCGUUUCGACUGCGCUCGUCAUUAUAGCGGUCAUCUGGUUUCUGGCCGUCGCGAUCAUGUGUCCCUCCGCGGUGAUGCUGCGGGUACAAGAAGAGAAGCAUUUCAGGGUGAUCCUUGGCUACGGGAACGAAACCCGCCCCGUAUACUGGUGCCGGGAGGACUGGCCCGACCCGGGAAUGAGGAGGAUCUAUACGACGGUUCUGUUUGCCAACAUCUAUCUGGCUCCCCUGUCGCUCAUUGUCAUCAUGUAUGCUCGGGUGAGCAUUGCUCUCUUCAACACAGCCGUGCCCGCGGCGGGGAAGCACAGCCGGGAGCAGCGGCACGGCGCGUCUAAGAAGAAGCAAAAAGUCGUCAAAAUGCUCAUUAUCGUGGCUUUGCUUUUCACCCUGUCCUGGCUUCCCUUGUGGACCCUGAUGAUGCUCUCGGACUACGCCAACCUGUCGGAUCUCCAGCUGCAGAUCAUCAACAUUUACAUCUACCCCUUUGCUCACUGGCUGGCCUUUUUCAACAGCAGCGUCAACCCCAUCAUCUACGGUUUCUUUAACGAAAACUUUCGCCGAGGCUUUCGGGCAGCCUUUAAACUUCAGCUCUGCUUCAGGGAGAUCGUGCGGAGGGAGGUCUCUUCUCAGCAAGGCCAAAGCAACGCCAUUUCGCCAGCCGCCAACUCCCGGCCGCGCCAGGAUCGAGCUGCUCGAAACGAAGGGAAGGCAGUUAAGAAAGGAAAUUGGGUGAAUAACCAGCAGGAUUUGAUAAUGGAGGAUCUAGAAGAGCCCCGCGGUGACGGGAUUAAGUGA
Balearica regulorum gibbericeps (East African grey crowned-crane) is the source of this 951-nucleotide messenger RNA. NCBI's taxonomy places the organism in Eukaryota, Metazoa, Chordata, Aves, Gruiformes, Gruidae. The record is from RefSeq and is a predicted model, not a curated record.